GAAGCCCUUGCCUCAGCAGGUCUCUCUCCAAUAGAACUUGAAGAUCUGCGAUUCUCGCAUCUGAAAAAUUGAUUAUUCUCAUCGUCCAUCGCGGGAGCUAAUGUGUAUAUGUCGAUUUCCCGUCACAAAUAAACGACAUUUACUGACUAAAAAGUUCAGAAAAGCAUAGAACAAGAGAAUCGGCCUUAUUAAAGAGAAAGCGUCAAAAGGUAGAUUUUUCACGAAGAACUUCUACAACAAAAUACGCAACGAAACAUACUUACCACAUACAGAUCUCAUCUAGAGAACGAAGGUACAUUUACAGAUCUCUGUAGAAGGACAAAUCAACAAGAUGCCGUCUUUCGCUCGCCCUUUAAUGGCUGUGUACGCCGACAAGAAGGGUGCUUGGUUGCCUACUAAACAUCUUGAAGAUUCUGAAGAAUUAAGGCCACUCCUGUUGUAAAUCCAUCCUUCCACGUAGCAUCGAUCCAUCCAUCCUAUCAACACUUACGUCCGCUGCGUAGCGUAAGCAUUUAAUAGUAUCCUCUUCUAGAGGUAGUCGCUUUCUACUACUUGCAGGAACAUCAAUGAGUGACAUCACUUAGCACGCCCCUGUCAGAUAAGAUAGACUCACUUCAUCUGAAGAGUACCAAAAAAGAUGGGUUUUGAGUUUGAUUGACGUUAGCUACAACCUCUAAUAAAACAAGGCAUCAUGCUGCGCAAUUUUGCAAGCGAAGAUCCUUUGGAUAACUAUCAUGGUGUUGCGAUGAAACAAAACGGCAUGCGAGAAUUUAUGAAGAUUAUAGUUGGCUGCUCAGCUCCUGGCUGUGGUUUUCACUUUCAGGACUUUGUAUUUGUUUCUGUUGUCAGCACUGUCAGGAGUUUGAUUCAUUCAUCAGUUGAACAGAAGAUAUAGAGGAUCCUUUCCCCUGAUGAAGAUGACACACCCCCAAGCAAAUCCUCCUCCAUCUUUCACAGGGUGCCGCAGUUUGCCGCUUCGUGUGAUGAGUUAUCUCAUUCGCCAACUCACCUCGAUUUUUGGCACUCGUGGAGCGCAGGCAGCCUUCGUAUUUCUGCUGAUUGGGACAGCUUGCAUUUUGACCGCUGUUAUUACUUUAUGGACAUCGGUGGGUUUUUAUUGCUAGUAGUGAAUCAUCAACAUUGUCCUCCUAAAAAGUUUGAGGAACUCUACGUUUCAGUUUCUCCACUUUUUUUGAACAGCAUUCUACUUGAAGGCACAUUUACAGUGUGUUUACCGGGCGCAGCACGUCACUUUCUUAAACAGCAUUGAUCUUCUUUAUCUGUAUCUUAAUCUUAAUCUUAAUCUUAAUCUUAAUCUUAAUCUUCAUCUUCAUCUUCAUCUUCAUCUUCAUCCAAAAUACACUCCACACCACAACCAUCAUCUAAUCCCUUCUCUGGGUUCUUUUUUGCAUGUGCAACCGAUGGUGGAGACAUCCAAUGGUAAGAACUCGGCGAAGACUCGCUAUUACAAUGGCUACAGCAAUGCCUUCCUGCAGACAAUGGAGGCGACUCAAGUGACUCAGAAGGAAAACAAGGUGGCGACGCAGAAAGAGAGCAAAGUCGAGGAGGCUCAGAAAGAGAGGAAAGUGGAGACGCAGAAGGAGAGCAAAGUCGAGGAGGCUCAGAAGGAAAAAGUGGAGAACAAGGUGGAGACCACUCAGAAGGAGAACAAGGUGGCGACGCAGAAGGAAAACAAGGUGGCGACGCAGAAGGAACAGAUGGCGACGCAGAAGGAGAACAAGGUGGCGACGCAGAAGGAAAACAAGGUGGCGACGCAGAAGAAAAAUAAGUUGGCUACACAGGUGCUUAUGCAGAUGUACAUAAUCUCAUAUUCAUAGCAAAGAUACCAUGGAUAAAAACCUAAGAAAAAUCAACAGACCACUAAAUAAAGGGGGUGAGGUGAAUUAUAAUAUAUAUAAUCACCCGUCUACUAGUACUCAAGUGAAGGGGAUGCAGCAUCUCCUGAUUUAGAACGAGGGAAAUUGCUCCUCCGGAUCCAACGUGGCGAGGCGUGUUCCCUAGGGGAACACCCUCGCCGCCGUCUUCUCUUUUGGUUUGUGCGGUUGUUCAUUUGAAAAACUUGUAACAGUGUCGCUCGUUUUUUUUUAUGAAAGAACUGAGGGCGGAGCCCCCCGCCAUGUCCGUGCUUGUUGGUGCGCGGGCAAAUGGUGCGGCAGGGUUUUUUUUUUGGUGGUCUUUCUUUUUCGCUGUCGCCUCGGCGUGGUCGGUUUUUUUUGCCGUUUCCAGUUUUGGGGCGCUCGCCGUAUCGGUCGGCGCGGUGCCUGGGCUGAAGGCGUCUGUGCAUCGCCUCGCCCCGGGGGAGGCGCGCUUGUGGUCGUGUGUUCCCUUUUUCGUGUUGUAGGUUCUCCAGUUGCUGGGCUGUUUGCUUCUCUCCCAUUUUCAAUAUGGUGAGGGAGCGCGCUGCCCCGCAAAGUGAGCUGUUUGGCUUUCAUUCGCACAGCCUCGCUCGCAGUCUACUGCCGCCCCUGCAGGCUUCCGCCUUGCGGGGCAGGGCUGCCGCCUCGCAAGUAGCCCGGGCGGCUUGUCUCGUGGCCCAGGCUUUGGGCGCGCCCGGGCCGGGGACGGGUGUGCCUUAGCUGGGGGCGGUGACAAGCCUUGCCUGUGCCGGGGGUGUGCCCGAGCGAGCCGGAGGGGAGCCCGGGCCCGGGGUUAGCUUGAGCUGGGGGCGAGCGCGAGCCGGGGGUGAACCUGAGCCGGGGGCGAGCCGAAGCCGAGGGUCGGUGAGCUCGAGACGGGGGUGGGCCCAGGCUGGUGGCGAGCCCCCGCCCGGGGGGAGCCUGAGCCGAUGGCAAGCGGGAGCCCUUGGGGCGAGCCAUAGCCGGGGCCUGGGGCGAGCCCGAGCCGAGGGUGAGCAGCCCGUGCCGGUGACAGGCCUGGGACGGGGGCAUGGCAAGCCUGAGCCGCUGGCGAGCUCGAGCGGGGAGCGAGCGGGACCCCGGGGUGAGCCCGGGCCGGGGGGUGGGCCCGAGCUGGGGGAGGGUGAGCCCGGGCGGAGGGUGGCGAACCCGGGCAUCGGGUUAGCCGGUGCGGGGGGGGAGCUCGAGAGGGCGCCGGCCCCGCAAGCUUGGGCUGGAGCCUCGCGGGCCCGCGCGGCUGGGCGCCUUGCAAUGCAGGCAUGAGCGCAGCCAGCGCCCAGGGGCCGCCCCGCGAGCGCAAUCCGGCGCCCCGCGGGCCCGGGCCCCCGCCGCGGAAAGGGGCUCCCGCCGCGUAAUCUUGAUGAUCCAUCUUGAAAGAGUCCGCCACGUUGGCCGAAACUGGCGUCCCGCGAGCCUGAGGGGGAGCCCGGUGAGCCGGGGCCGGCGCCCCGCGAGCCUGGGCCGGCGCCCCGUGAGCCUGGGCGGGCGCCCCGCGAGCCCGGCGCGCCGCACGCUCGACUUGGCGCUCCGCUUGCUUGAGCUGGCACCCCUGGAGCUUGCGUUGCUUCCCUGCAAGCCCGAGAUGGCGCCCCGCCGCAAGCAUGAGCGGCCGGUGCCUCGCGGCGAAGGAGCCUGGUCUGGCGCUCCGCGAGGAAGCCCGAUUGCGCUCGGGGGCCACGCGAGCCCGAGCGGGCGCCGCGUGAGCCCAAGCUGGCGCCUCGCGAGCUUGAGCCCGCCUGCGCCCCGCGAGCCCGGGGCCGGCGCCCCGCGAGCGAGCCCAAGCCGGCGCCCCGCCCGCGAGCCCGGGCUGGCGCCCCGCGAGCCCGACUGAGCCGGCGCCCCGCGAGCCCGAGCCGGCGCCCCGCGAGCCCGAGCAGGCGUCCCUCGGGCCCAAGCGGGCGCCCCGCGAGCGUAAGCGGGCGCCCCGCGAGCCUGAGCUGGCGCUCCGUGGGCCUGAGCCGGCGCCUUGCGAGCCCAAGCCGGCGCCCCGCAGGCUCGAGCUUGAGGGAGCUCCGCGCGCGAGCCCGAGCGGGCCCCGCGAUCUUGGGCCCCCCGAGUGGGCCUCGUGAGCUUGAGCCCGGGCUGGCCCCGUGGGCCUGUUCCUGAGCUAACCCCGCGAGCUUGGGCCCGAGCGGGCCCCGCGAGCCUGAGCCGGCCCCGCGGGCCCGUGCCUGAGCCGCCCCCGCGAGCCUGUGCCCGAGCCGGCUCCGCGAGCCCGAGCCGGCGCCUGCCCCGCGAGCGCACCCCCCGUGUCAUUACGCGCGCGCGCGUAACGGAACAAGGACUGGGGCUAAGCUCAGUGGCAGAGGAACAAGCUAGCUGGAGGACCAGACGACAACAUCGGAGACGAGGUAGUGGAUAAGACGCCUGUGGGUCCGAAUGAUGGAAACAUGCCACCGCAAGCCGAUGCUGUAACGAUGUAAAGAAUUGCAGGGGUCAAUGGGUUUUCUCGGUCGUUGGAGUGAGACAUGGUCAAAGUUUAGUACUAGGUUCUUAUCCAAACUGUAAAGCCCUUUGACGUCUUACAAGAAGGCAUACCUCAUCAUCUAAUAUUCACGCGCUGGCCUCUGAAGUAGAUCCUCUGGUGGGAAGUAGUGAAGAACUAGGCGACUUGGAGCAGGGCUCGAGUGCUGUCGUGGAUCAGGAGGAAGAUCAUACGGUGCGUUUCGCGGAUACUGGGAUAUCUUCGGAGGAGCUGGAGUCUAUGCAAGUUGCUGGAGAGGCCUCAGGCAUUCCGCUCACACCAUUAAGAGUGCUGGCUUAGUAAGUAAUUAGUAGACAGGCAAUAUACUUCUAGUUAGUAAGCAGUUAAAGUUAGUAGCUUACCUUACAACAUUUAGAGUAAGCAGUUAAAAAUCUACCUCUAAAUAUAAAGUUAGUAGAAGGCAGGUAAUCUACCUCUAGAUGUAGUAUUUCUUCGUCUCAUGCGAGCUCUCUUGGAAGCAAGUCCAACACGCUUGAUGGCAUCGACUUUGUUUCCAGCAAUAAACAUCAAGAUCUCAACUCUGCUUCUCCAACAAUCUAUCCACAAGAUUUUUUUAUGAAGAGCCAAAAGUGGCUUGGUUUUUUUUUCGCUCUAAACGCAGGACGGAUCUACGCAACUACCCCGAUGCAGGUUUUGACGGGGGGAAGCGGAGGCCUACAACCUCCUCAGGAUGGAUUAUCAGCCUCGCUUUUUUUAUGCCCAGAUUCAUUUUAGUCAUCCCUGAGCCCCUCAUGCCUCUGUGUUUAUAUCAUUUUUUUCAGAGGAGCGAAACACUUGUUUUUGUUGCCUACCUUCGUCCCUCUGAAUUGAUAGUAAAUGAUGGGAUGCUCCUCGUCAGGUGUCUAUUUACAACCUCUAGAUCAUGUUAUUCGUUCAUCAUCUGAAGCACUAUUCUCUCCGCCCCAAUGCUUGCUAUGCUCAGAUUGAUUUUCUUAGUCACCUUUUAAUCUUCCCCCGGAGUGUGAAUCAGGUACAGAUACUAACUCCUGAGGAUUAUUCUAUUUUUUAUUUAAGGCAGCCUGGCUGUAUUUCAAGCUAGGUCUACUUCUCCACCACUUUUACUAAAGGCUAUACAACAACCUAUUUACCUCUAACCUUUGAUGAUGAUGGCAACAGCGACUUCCCUUUCACUCAAGAAAGUGACACAGUCGCUACAGAUGCAGAUGACCACGCUAAGGCAAGUUUUGUAGCGCUAGUUUCUGUAGUUGGUGUUUUUCGGUACAGUAGCUAAUGAGAGUACUACUUGUUUCUCUACUGUUAGGCGUUUCUCUGUACCGUAGUCUGUAAUGAGAAACGUUGACAACGACUCAAGAAACACUUCUUCUACAGCUUCUAGAAGGCUCGUUGCGCUUCUAGCUCUAGCACUGUUUUCUCUUUUCAAAGGAUACUCUUUAGAAGAAGAAGAUAAAGCUCUGGCACUGUCCAUUAAAAUAUUCACACUAUUUCUUAAGUACUACCAUUGAUAUUAAAGCUCUAAAAAACACAUUGACGGCGCUCUCAUUGUCGUUUCUCAAGACCCUGUUCUUGCGCCAGCUCCUCAACAAGGCUUGCUGGAUUUCAUUAUCCAUCAGUUUGAAGCAAUGAGUCACGUCCUGAACGGUGGAGAAGUUCCUGUCCUUAAGGUCACCAACGAUCAGAGCAUCCUUUCUCCAAAACGAUCAGAGGAUCCUUCCACCUCAGCAAGAUCCUUGGAGGACUCUUUUUCUGGUGCGGGAGCAUCCUUCCACCUCAGCAAGAUCCUUGGAGGACUCUUUUUCUGGUGCGGGUAUCUUCCGUGGACGGCGAAUAGUUUCCUAUCCCAUCGUCCGUUGUAGAUUGUAAGGAAUAAGUAAGUAACUUCUGUAGUCCUUCUACGGCUGCGAAAAUCUGCUGGAGUAUGCAGGUAAAACUGUGGACGGCAGAUCCCAUCCUAAUCCUAAUCCUAAGCGUCCUCCAAGGAGGAAGAUAGAUGACCAGCAGAGCACUCUCCCUCAGCGUCAUCCUCGGAAGAGGACUCGCUCGUUUUCUACUUCAAUUGUGAAUUUGAUGCGACAAGCGAGGUAGGUAGCAGUUCUAAUGAGGAGAAGGUUGUGGUGGGACCUGAUGGCGACCUGGUACCGCUGGGACCGCAUUUUGCUGCGGUCGCACCGCAUGAUACUGAUGCGCUUGUAGUUAAGGCUAUAAUUAUGUCCGGAUUUAUCACGAUGAAAUAGAUGACUAAUAUGUGUAUUGUAGUUAAGGCUAUAAUUAUGUACUCAUUUAUUACGAUGAAAUAGAUGACUAAUAUGUGUAUUGUAGUUAAGGCUAUAAUUAUGUCCUCAUUUAUUUAAUAUUACGAUGAAAUAGAUGACUAAGCAAGAUAUGUAUUGUUUGAUACGCUCACUCCGUCACAAGUGAGCCUACUCCUAUCCUAUCUUUGAUGAGGAUGAUGGAAACGAAGUAGACUGUUUAUUGAUUGUUGGAAACGACGUAGACUCUAUUCUUGGUACGAGCUUGUUCUGAUGGAAACGCAGACUGCAUUUUGUUGUAUACGGACACGACCAUAUCAUUGAUAAAGGCCCACAGCAUGAGAUCCAUGCACGAUAUCAGACUCAUACCGUUCUUUUUUACGUGCUGCUACUCGAUGCACUUGCUUCCAUUGUGGAACAUACAAGGACUCUUUCUCCCCUAUCCUUUUUGGUUGUAGAUCUAUCCUUCUUGGAGUUUAUUCAAGAAUAUUGAAAAAGCUCCAAGCAUAGGGACGAAACGGCUGAAGUCGAGAGCGAAAUGGGUCACCAUGAUGAUGAGUCUGAGACGGAUGAAGACGAGGGAGAGACGCGCUUAUGCCCUGAAGCUACGAACAAGAAAGCCGAUGAAGAUACGGACAGUGAGGGUCACCACCAGCAUGGUCAUGAACACGAGGACGACGACGAGCUAUGACAUUCAAUGAUCAGGAUAUUAGAAGCAACAUCAGGAUACCGAUUCUCUAUACUUACAAAAAUAAGAUAAGGAGUUAGAAGUAGCAAUAUAUAUAAGAAGAUUUAAGUCCUCGUCGUAAUUUAAGUAAGUAGUAAUUUAAGUAUAGGAGUAAAGCGAAAGUGCUUCUAGAUGUAGAUUUCGGCUUACCGUUAGAGUUGAUGAGGAUGACUACUUUUCUCGAGAUUUUGUAAGGAAGAUUUAGAAGGGAAUGACAACAAUUAGGGUACAACAACUCGUUGUGUUGAAGAUCAUGUAGAACUACAACCUGUGGUGCGUGUCACUUUUCUCUACUUUGACAUUUCUCUAACUCUGACCCAUGUGGAGAUGAAUGAAACUCAACUGGGGACUCUCGUGGGUGUGGCGAUCUUGCUUUGUUUCGCGUUUUCGUGCUGCUGCAUUGCAGGUAUCGGCUUUGUCCUCUUCCAACUCUAUCUUGCGUCCAAAUUUAAGAACAAAGCGAUACGAUUACUAGGAUAGUUGUUCGUGAUGAUGAGUAAGUACUACUCAAUCACGAAGCAGAGACUCGAAGUCGAAAGGGGAGAAUAUCACAGAGAAAUCCACGAACAACGAUGAUGGGCAUAUCUAUGUUCUUCUACAUCAAACUCUCUGUAAUAUUGUGGUUGUCUAUACCUGCUCUUAUGGCUCGUCUACUAUUUCUAACUGAGUACAACUCUUAACUACUAUUUCUAACGAAGCUCCUCCUUCUGGCUCAAGCAAUGCAGAUGCUAUGCGCCGCGUACCUGGAGUCAUCAGCGGAAAUGGGGCCGUCAGCACUGGAGGAGAUCUUAUGACCACUCCUGGUUAAGUAGUCAGUAUGACCACAGACCUCCACUGGAGAUAUCAGUCUAAUCAGUCAGUAGGCAAUUCUUAGGGGACACUGAUUUAGUUUCGGGUAGAUUGAGAGACCACUGGAGAUGAUAUUAGUCAGUGCUGCACUUACUUGUUUCUUUUCACGGUUGCUUUUAUUCAUAGUUUUACCUUCGUCAAGGACUUUUUUCUGUGCUUGUCGGUCAAGAAAGCUACGGUAAAGCUUCUCUUGUCGACAGAAGAGCCUCAAACGCUUUCUAAGAUUUCGGCAUCGGCUGCGAGUGGGGAGAGUGGUUUAUCGGUCGCUAACGAGAAUGACGCCGAUUCUUCUGAGACGAGCGAGCUAUUGGUAUGAGACUAUUUUGAUUUGUAGAUAUUACUAUGCUAUUGGUCGGUAUGCUAGCCAAUGAUAGACUCAAUGGAAUGGAAUACUACUACUUGUAACUAAGUACUUGGCGCGACUUGGAUUUCCUUUUUCUUUUCAUCCCAGAUGGACGACUUUGCAGCAGCCAAAGAGCAGGAUGACGCGGAUCAAGUGGAGGAAGAGAAGAGAGAAGGUACUUAUUAUCAUCUACAUUUUUUCCUUUUUCUUUGCUUUUUCUAGUUAGGUCUGCCCCACCACAAUUAUACUGGUUUCUGGUCGUCUGCAGAGAAAGCUAUCAGAGUAAGAGAGGGAAGGUGCCCAAACCUCCUUGCUUAUCCUGUUUUGUGGUCGAUAGUUAUCCGAAAGAAUCAAUGUUCGUCUGCAUGAGAAAAUCCAUCGAUUGAGGUGAAGAUAUUCCUCUUUCAAGAACAUGCACUUUCUACUAGUUCCGCAUCUUCAAACUCUCCCAAGAACUUCGUACACUCUGUAAGUAUUUGCAUACUACUACUCAUACUUACAAUAAAUGAGUGACUGAUAUGAAUGCCACUUCCACCAGGUCGUGCAUCCGUCAGAGAGUCUGCCAAGAAUGAUGAUUCGCAUCAUGGGGUUCGCAAAGCGCGUCCUUCGGCGUCUCGUGCAGGUGGAUCAGCAGCUCGCGGAUCGGCUAUGCUUAAGGCCGCGCAUUAGCUUUGUCUUUGUUUCACUUAAUGUGCUGGAUGUUCUUUUUUAUCGUAAGAUCAUUACAACUACUUUUUGAUUUGAUUGCUUCUUGAAGGAGUAUUUUACCGAAAGGUCCAAUCCGACUCGAGUAACAUCGUCACCAUUUGUAUCUUACCAUAAGGCCACCAUGAUCUUUUGGCAGAGUCUGUCCAGUAGAGUAGAUGAGUAGAGUACCUAGAGUGGAGAGACCUAGAGUGGAGAGACCUAGAGUGGAGUGGAUCCUAUCUUCUCCUGAGUCCCUCACUUCUAACUCUUGCGCAAGCGGCGGGAAGCGUGGUAGUGGAUACAAAUCGGGAUCCCUCUCGUUGGGGGAGGCGCGUGGCUCAGUCGCUGUACCCUUCGGGGCUUCCGACGCGGAGAAUUGAGAAUAGUUCUGAUUAGAGUCUAUUAUAAAGACUGGAAUAGAUACUAGGACAGUCUAUUAUAAAGACUGGAAUAGAUACUAGGAGAGUCUGGAAGAUGCUUCAAAAAUAGACCGAUGAUACUGAGCAUCAAGAAUUAUAUGUGGUAGAGACUAGCACUAAACCGAAAAUACAGACGAUGGACUAGAGUCGGUCUCUUGGACAUAUGUAGUGGUACAGGCUAGAAAGAAGCACUAGGUGGAGAGUGUUGUACUUAGAAAUUCCAACCAUAAUAUAGGAUUCUUGUACAGUAGUUGUGGUAGCAUGUUGAAAGAUGUUAGAACAUACGUGGUAAAGGGAUGGGAACAACAGUUCAACUGUUCUGUAUCCUGAUUGUAGAAGAACAAAGUUCAUGAUCUGGGCUACUGCAUGCAAAGACCAAAUAGAACCCGAAAGCAAGCGCUCAUAGUACUUGUUCAGAUGAAAAAGAGAGUUGAAAUCACCUACAGCCUCUCGCCACUGUACUUGUCGUAGAAGAACUACCGAUUAGAAAUUAUGCAUUGCCCAUUGACAGAAUCAUGCACACGUCUAUGAUACAAAGAAACGGCAACAUCUAUGGCAGCAUCCUGCACAACAUUAAAUCGGACCACAUCUUCGAUUGUAAUCCAUAAUCAAUCAACAACAUCACCUAUAGGAAGUUUCUCUACUACCGAGAUCAAGUACAGCCAUAGAUUCAUGAAUUGAUCCUCACACCGAUAGAGGGAUACCCAGAACAUCCAACACGGAUUCUUCACUAUGAAAAACGUAGACCCGCAAGCAUCUUUAGUUAUGAUUAUCAAAAAAUGUCCAGAAUGACUACGUACCCAUCCUACCUCAUGGUCAGGCCCCCUACAUUAUACCUCAAGCAUGUACAUACAGAGUUUUAUUCAAGAAAACGAUUAGCCAUCCUGUCCUGCAAAAAAAUUGCCCUUCAAUGAAAAGAAAGAUUACACCCAACCGAACCCACUCGACUAUUUCACAUUCUAACUUUCCCUGCUAUUCCAGAGACAAAGACAAACCGGCAAUAUUCACACACACGACACUGACAUAAACUCAUGAACUCAGCUGAUAUACACAGUUCCCAGAUCUGUCAUCACAUAUUUCAGACCUCCAAAAUUCCUUUACAUUUACGUGAUACUAAGAUCAUUCAAGGGUAAGAGGACUGGAGACAAGGACCAGAAGUACUUGAAAGUAAGUCGAU
Messenger RNA from Amoebophrya sp. A25, 10771 nucleotides. The record is from the annotation of a GenBank genome assembly. Lineage: Eukaryota; Dinophyceae; Syndiniales; Amoebophryaceae.